CCCUCAAAUCUCUAUUCCCGGCAAACCGAUUCAUCACCGCUCAAAUAAAACCCUUCCACUCUUCUUCCUCCUCCUCCUCCUCCUUCCCUUUCUUCCCCCUGAACUUUCCCCCCAAAUUUCCAUUCCCCAAAACACAACCUUAAUCAACACAAAAGAAGAAAUAGGGGAAUCAAAAUAUAAACACGAAAAAGAAAAUUUGAAGACACGAAUUCAAGGGGGGAAAAUGUACAGAAGGAAGUAGGGGGGAAAUUGAAACACAAACGCAAUGACAACUCAAAUCAACAAUCUUCCCUCUUAACGUAAAUGGCAUCCUCGAGGUCGAAAGAUAAAUCAUCAUCAGAGUCGCCGUCUCCCGCCACUGCUCGUCCGCCGUCAAACCAAAGGAAUGCUCGCCGCACCUCGGCCAACCUCUCCCGUGACGACGACCUAGACAUGUCCGGAGAAUCAUCCCAUUCCGGCGGCCACACCAACUACACCGUCAUGAUGCCCCCCACACCCGACAACCAACCGGGAUCCAAACUCGACGACAAACCUGACGGCCCAAGCCCACAUGGGGGCUCUCGCUUUGGGACCCGACCCGCACCCGGAGGAGCCAAGAUGGAUCGGCGAAUGUCGAUCAUGACGUCCACCAACAACAAUAAAUCCAUGCUGCUAAGAACCCAGACCGGCGAUUUUGACCACAACAGGUGGCUUUUCGAGACUAAAGGGACGUAUGGCGUAGGGAAUGCGUAUUGGACUGACGACCAUUAUGGACCCGAUCUCGGGCUCAGUAUGUCGGAUUUCAUGGAUAAGCCCUGGAAGCCUUUGAGCAGGAAGGUCAAAGUCCCCCCGGGCACUCUCAGCCCAUACCGGUUACUGAUCGUGAUCCGGUUGGUGGUCCUGUUCUUCUUCUUGGGAUGGCGUCUCCAGAAUCCCAACAGGGAAGCCAUGUGGUUGUGGGGCGUUUCUGUUGUGUGCGAGCUCUGGUUCGCCUUCUCUUGGCUUCUCGAUAUUCUCCCUAAAUUCAACCCCAUCAAUCGAGCCACCGACCUUGCCGCUUUGAAGGACAAGUUUGAACAGCCAUCCCCGUCUAACCCUUCCGGCCGGUCCGACCUACCCGGAGUCGAUGUCUUCGUUUCCACCGCUGAUCCAGAUAAGGAACCGCCCUUGGUCACUGCCAAUACCAUGCUCUCCAUUCUUGCGGCCGAGUACCCGAUCGAGAAGCUCGCCGCCUACAUCUCCGACGACGGUGGUGCCAUUUUCAACUUCGAAGCUAUGGCUGAAGCUGUUCGCUUUGCUGAGAUAUGGGUUCCCUUUUGUCGUAAGCACAACAUAGAACCAAGAAAUCCAGACAGCUACUUCAGCCAGAAAACAGACCCAACGAAGAACAAGAAGUUGCACGAUUUCGUAAGAGAUCGACGGUGGAUUAAGAGGGAAUACGAUGAGUUCAAAGUACGAAUCAACGGCCUCCCUGAGGUGAUUCGUAAGCGAUGUGAUGCACUGAAUAGGAGGGAAGAGAGAAAGGAGAAGGCCAUAGCCAGGGAGAAGAACGGCGGCACGCUCCCACAGGAAGGGGUGACGGUCCAAAAAGCAACGUGGAUGGCUGACGGGACUCAUUGGCCGGGGACAUGGUGGCAGUCAGCUCCAGAUCAUGCCAAAGGUGAUCAUGCUGGGAUUGUUCAAGUGAUGAGCAGGGUCCCCGAGCCGGAACCGGUGAUGGGAGGACCGGAUGAGAAUAGGAUAGAUUUCACCGGAGUUGACAUCAGGAUCCCGAUGUUUGUCUAUGUCUCGCGUGAGAAGAGGCCUGGCUAUGACCAUAACAAAAAGGCUGGAGCCAUGAAUGCCAUGGUUCGGGCCUCGGCUAUACUAUCGAAUGGACCCUUCAUUCUGAAUUUGGAUUGUGAUCAUUAUUUCUAUAACUCCCUCGCGAUCAGAGAAGGGAUGUGCUUUAUGAUGGAUCGUGGCGGUGACAGAAUAUGUUACGUACAAUUUCCUCAGAGAUUUGAAGGCAUUGAUCCUUCUGAUCGAUAUGCCAAUCACAACACAGUCUUCUUUGAUGGAAGCAUGCGCGCACUUGAUGGUCAACAAGGUCCAGUAUACGUGGGAACCGGGUGCAUGUUCCGAAGAUACGCACUGUACGGGUUCCUGCCGCCAAGAGCCAACGAGUACCUCGGAGUAUUUGGUCGAAUAAAAAGCAGAGCUCCUAGUGCUCCGACACACUUGGAAGAUUCAGAAUCACACCCACUGACCUCAGACCACCCUGACCUCAACCUCCCCAAAGGAUUUGGGAACUCACAAAUGUUCAACGAGUCCAUAGCCGUGGCGGAGUACCAAGGCCGCCCCCUCGCCGAUCACAUCUCCAUCAAGAACGGCAGGCCUCCAGGCGCAUUGCUGGCCCCUCGCCCGCCUCUCGACGCCCCAACGGUGGCCGAGGCAGUUGCCGUCAUCGCUUGCUGGUACGAGGACAACUCGGAGUGGGGUGAUAAGAUAGGGUGGAUCUACGGAUCGGUGACGGAGGACGUGGUGACGGGCUACAGAAUGCACAACAGAGGGUGGCGGUCCGUCUACUGCGUCACAAAGCGCGAUGCCUUCCGUGGCACGGCACCGAUCAAUCUCACGGACAGGCUCCACCAGGUGCUCCGGUGGGCGACCGGGUCGAUCGAGAUCUUCUUCUCCAAAAACAACCCACUGCUGGCGAGCAGGAGGCUCAAAUUCCUGCAAAGAAUCGCCUACCUCAACGUCGGAUUCUACCCUUUCACGUCAGUGAUCUUGGUGAUCUACUGCUUCCUCCCUGCCUGGUGCCUCUUCACCGGCAGCUUCAUCGUCCAGUCACUCAACGUUGCAUUCCUCUGCUACCUCCUUGUUAUCACGGUCACACUAAUGCUUCUCUCCCUCCUGGAAGUCAAGUGGUCGGGGAUCGAGCUGGAGGAGCUGUGGAGGAACGAGCAGUUUUGGGUCAUCGGCGGGACCAGCGCCCAUCUCGCUGCUGUGAUUCAGGGCCUUCUCAAAGUCAUAGCCGGGAUAGAGAUCUCCUUCACGCUGACCUCGAAAUCGUCGGGGGAGGACGAGGAGGACAUUUAUGCUGAUCUCUACGUGGUGAAAUGGACCAGUCUGUUCAUAGUGCCCCUUACCAUCAUCGUGGUGAACAUCAUUGCAGCCGUGAUCGGCGUGUCGAGGACCUUGUACAGCGUGAUACCUCAGUGGGGGAAGCUCUUUGGAGGACUCUUCUUCAGCUUCUGGGUCAUUGCUCACAUGUACCCUUUCAUCAAAGGGUUGCUUGGAAGGAGAGGAAGGGUGCCGACGAUUGUGUACGUGUGGUCAGGUAUCCUUUCCACGACACUGUCUUUGCUCUGGUUAUCAAUCAGCCCUCCCAGUGAUAGCACCUCCACUGGAAGUAUUACCAUAUAACCAAUUGGCUGUCCAUGGAGAAACACUGUACACAAAGAAAAAUUAUUGUAGAUCGAUACUCCUAGAUUCUUCUUCCCCGGCCGCGGUGUUAGCACGACAAGGGAUCUUUCUUUUUGACCUUUCCUCCACCUCUUUCGGUGGCUGUCAAUAUAUUGUUUCAUGGACAUACUGUAACAGAUGUACAAUCAAUGCAUA
This is a messenger RNA of Linum tenue, 3582 nucleotides long. The record is from the annotation of a GenBank genome assembly. NCBI's taxonomy places the organism in Eukaryota, Viridiplantae, Streptophyta, Magnoliopsida, Malpighiales, Linaceae.